Leishmania major strain Friedlin is the source of this 1263-nucleotide messenger RNA. RefSeq lists its product as hypothetical. The transcript has a single exon. Bases 1 to 1263 code for a protein of 420 amino acids. The record is from RefSeq and is a predicted model, not a curated record. Lineage: Eukaryota; Euglenozoa; Kinetoplastea; Trypanosomatida; Trypanosomatidae.
AUGGGGGGUGAAGGUCUUCACCGUCUCUCUCCCGGCGACACGCGCAGCCGCGGCCAACGCGAGGCAGAUCUCUUCGCCCAUCGUAAGCCUUCCUCCGGCACGGGAGAGCACAGCGUGUGGUGUGACCUCAUCCUCGUGGAAGCGGGCUUCCGCCCGCUAGAGGCGAGGAAUGUAGUGUUGGUGAUCACCCGCAGCAAAGUUCUCCUCCGUGUGGUGGCAACAGGGUUCGCGUUAGUAAUUCACCUGCAGGACAUCGUUCAAGCGCGUCACGUUGUGCCGGCUCACGCUGUUGAAUUGCAUGUGGAGGUGCCGUCGGCGGCAUCGCCGGAGGACUACAACCACCCUGGGCGGGAGAAGCGUACGGUGACAACGAACCGUCUUUACCGCGUUUAUCCAAAAGAACGCGGUCGUGACAGCACCAACGCGUGCGCGCAGCUGUUCAAGCUCAUCACCUCCCUCCUCCCGGCGCAUGUGCAGCAGGCGUCGGAGGAGAGCAACCUGGACGAUGUCGUCGCUUGGUACGAGCGGGUAGAUGCGUGCUCGAUGUUGUCAUAUCAUCUGUCUGAGGAGGUGGGGCUGCGUGAGCUGGAUAGCAUAUCUUACUCGCUGCCUCAUCUCUCUUCCUCUGCGAGCGUGACGAGGCCGGCGGCCUUCCAAGCGGAAGCUCGGCAGUACCCGCCGACCCGGCGACAAGCACGAUCUGCGCUCUCCCUCGGAAGCUCCUGUAGAGGUUUCCGGGCACCUUCAGACAUGUUUGAUGACGCACACAUGGCCACGACGCCCCAUUUGCGUCGAAUCUACGUGGUGCCGUCGCCGAGCUUCUGGCGACUCCCCAAGGCGUCUUCGCCACCGACGCCAUCACAUCUUCUCUCGCAUGAGAGAUGGACCCCGCCUCACCUGCACCACGACGUCUCUGCUGAGGAGGCCUCCCGAUCUGCAUCCGCCUCAACUUCAACAAUGCAGCGGCAGCACACCUUAAGACGCACACCGGAGUCACCCGGCACAUUUUUCGCUACGACCGCUCCUGCGUCGAGACAUCAGUUGCAUCAAAACGAAACAAGAAAUCAGCAGCCCGCGCACACUUCGCCGGCCAUGGGCGUCGGCAUGAACAGGCGAGAGUCAUCGCUCACGGCAGGCAUGUGCGGCCUGCGCCCCCUCACCACACGAACCCCGCCAUUUCUAUCGUCUUCGUCGGCACGGUCCUCUUGGCGUGGCGCUCAGUGGCCUGUGAACCUCGAGUACGGCCCCACCACAUCUGGUUGA